This is a messenger RNA of Scomber japonicus (chub mackerel), 1042 nucleotides long. Its product is annotated as transmembrane protein 205. The transcript has 3 exons. The coding region runs from base 163 to 729 and encodes 188 amino acids. The record is from RefSeq and is a predicted model, not a curated record. NCBI's taxonomy places the organism in Eukaryota, Metazoa, Chordata, Actinopteri, Scombriformes, Scombridae.
AUUCUUGUCACAGUCUUAAUUGUGUUUACAGGAUCGUUGUAGUGGACAGUCAAGUGCCCUCCAGACGAAUAAAAAAAGAGGAGGAGACCCAGGCCCUUUCCAGGCAGUGCUGUGUUGGAGAGACAGUGGAGUCCAGGCUGGAGGAGAGGCAGAGGGGGAAGCAUGUCUACUGACCAGGAGCCCACCUACACAGUCAAGCUGCUGCAGCUUCUACUGCUCUCCACCUACUGGGGCAUGCAGAUCUGGGUCACCUUCAUUUCAAGCUUUGUGAUGGACAACCACCUAAACAGACACACAUAUGGGUUUAUUCAGAGUCGUCUUGUCCCGUUCUACCUCCACUUGGGUUCAGCUUGUGCCUUCUUUAACCUCACCAUCUAUGCAGUGUACCAUCCCAGUGACAUGCUGGACGACAGAGAAGCUUUCCAGAUCUUCAUCUUCUUUGUGUCAGUGACAGUCGCAGCUGUCAACGCUCAGUGGUUUGGUCAGAUGGCGUCAGAGAUCAUGGCGGACAUGCACCUGAUCGAGCAGGCGUGCGGACUGGGUCAGGAUAUCGGCUUGUCAUCGAACAGGGAAGCUUAUGCCAAGCUGUGUGAGACGGAUGUCAAGUACAGACACCUCAGCAGUCGUCUUUGGCUGUACAGACUGCUGUCCUCUCUGUGUAACCUCUGCUGCAUAGGCUGCAACUUCUACAGUCUGUGCUACAUGGCAGAGAACCUCGGUACGCUGUAAAGCUUUUUAUGUAAAGUAUCACGUCUUUCUUUCAUUCUGUCUUGUUAGUUAUGAGAUGAACAGUGAGGUUGAUCUUGUUCCUUGGGAAAUAAUGGAAGAAGUCAGCCUCCAUGUAUAGAUUUUGGUCCUCUUUUUUUUUUUGUUGUUGUUGUUGGUUUUGAGACAAUCAUGGUCACGAAAACGAGAUGAAUCAGCUCCUGCAAUGUGAGCAAUGUGUGAGCAAUGUCUCACCUUUCACCUAGUGUGGCUGAGGCUGCUGUGCACUGCUGCCUGGUGAAGUCAUCAAGCUAGCAGUACAGUGCCUUACAGGAAG